AUGGCCAAGCUUUUCGUUGGCGGCCUCGCAUGGCACACCACUGAUGAGACUCUCCGCGCUGGAUUCGAGCAGUUUGGAGUUGUCGAGGAAGCUAUUGUCGUCAAGGACCGUGACACCAACCGUAGCCGUGGAUUUGGCUUUGUCCGUUUCGCUGCCGAACAAGAUGCCGACGCUGCUAUUGAGCAGAUGAACAACAAUGAAUUCGAUGGCCGUUCGAUCCGUGUCGACAAGGCCUCUGAACGAGCUCCCCGCAAUGACGGUGGCUACCAGGGCCGUGGUGGUUACAACUCGCAGGAUGGUGGCUACCGUGGCGGUGGUGGUGGUGGCUACCGCGGCGGCUACGGAGGAGGUUACCAGCAGCAGCAGCAGGGCGGAUACGGUGGUGGUGACUGGCGCCAAUAG
Molecule: messenger RNA, 402 nt
Organism: Aspergillus wentii DTO 134E9
Lineage: Eukaryota; Fungi; Ascomycota; Eurotiomycetes; Eurotiales; Aspergillaceae
Product: RNA recognition motif domain-containing protein
Exons: 5
Coding region: 1-402 (133 amino acids)
Molecular function (GO): RNA binding
Source: RefSeq, a predicted model, not a curated record